Miscanthus lutarioriparius is the source of this 792-nucleotide messenger RNA. The record is from the annotation of a GenBank genome assembly. Lineage: Eukaryota; Viridiplantae; Streptophyta; Magnoliopsida; Poales; Poaceae.
AUGCCAGCAACGGCGGCAUCCCGGAGAGGGAACAAGAUGGUGUCGUGGUGCGACCUGCAGAUGCAGCGAUGCAUGCUCGUGUUCGACAUCUCAGGCUAUAGCCUACUCAAGGGGCUGGACGCUGGCAAGUUCAUCCGGUCCUCCACCUUCUCUGUCGGCGGCCAUGACUGGUGCAUCCGGUUCUUUCCUAACGAAGGAGCCACUCAAGAAGGCAAAGGAUACUGCGUCGUCUAUCUUGAGAUGAUGAGUAAGACUACAUAUGUGAUGGCACGCUUCGACUUGAGGUUGCUCGACCAAACCACUAGGCUUUCCAAGGUUUUCGUAAAUGUGAAGGAGCCGAUGGUGUACAAAUAUGCAAAUUCGACAUGGGGCAAUCAAAAGUUUAAGAAGAGCAACGAGCUGGAGAUGUCACCAUACCUGAAGGAUGACCGUCUGGUGAUUGAGUGCGACAUCACUGUUGUGUUGGGGCUGCCAGUGUCCGCAUCCGAUACAAUGUGCGAGAUCGAGGUCCCGUCCUCAGACUUGCCGGAUGAUCUUGGAAAGUUGUUGGAGUCUGAGAAGAGGGCCGAUGUGACAUUCAAGGUUGAAGGAGAGGUUUUCCAUGCCCAUAAGUUUGUUCUCGCAAUGCGGUCGCCGGUCUUCGAGGUGGAGCUCUAUGGGCCAAUGAGGGACAACAGAAGGCGAAAUAUAAUAGUAGAUGAUAUGCAGCCUGGUGUUUUCGAGGCCUUGCUUCACUUCAUCUACACAGAUUUGCCUGCCAUGGAUGAUGUUGCUGUUGAGGAGAACAAUUAA